This is a messenger RNA of Cotesia glomerata, 519 nucleotides long. It is a transcript of the gene Tim8, whose product is annotated as mitochondrial import inner membrane translocase subunit Tim8. Bases 114 to 407 code for a protein of 97 amino acids. Lineage: Eukaryota; Metazoa; Arthropoda; Insecta; Hymenoptera; Braconidae. The record is from RefSeq and is a predicted model, not a curated record. The transcript is spliced from 3 exons.
UUCAUAAUCUUGACAUAAAAUAACAAUAUAUUUUAAUUCAAUAAAAUAUCAAAGGUUAGAGAUAGCCUAAAUUUAUUUCCUUAUUCAGUUCAAUAAGUAUUAAAUAAUAAAUAAUGUCUGAUUUGUUUGGAAACACCAAUUUUGAUGAACCAAAAACUCCCAAGUCAGGUGUGGACAAUGAAUUAAAUGAAUUUAUAAUGAUGGAGAAACAAAAGGCUCAGUUAACAGCUCAGAUUCACGAAUUCAAUGAUUUUUGCUGGGAAAAGUGUGUUGACAAGCCUGGAACAAAAUUGGAUGGCAAGACUGAAACCUGUUUAAAUAAUUGUGUCGACAGAUUUAUUGAUGUAUCUUUGUUAAUCACCAAUCGAUUUGCACAGUUACUCCAGAAGUCUGCAGGUGGGAUGUAAUCAUGUAAUAAAAAAAUAUAAACAUUUAUUUGUAUAAAUAAAUCACGAAAUUUUCCCCUAAAUAAUUAAUGUUUAUAAUUUUAAAUAAAUGUUAGUUUAUAGAAAGGUUAAA